Molecule: messenger RNA, 625 nt
Organism: Angiostrongylus costaricensis
Lineage: Eukaryota; Metazoa; Nematoda; Chromadorea; Rhabditida; Metastrongylidae
Source: the annotation of a GenBank genome assembly
AGCCAGUGGUGACCUACUGAUGUUAUGGAAGUGAAUUUAUCCUCCCGAACUAGUCAGGUACUAAUUUGCUGACCACGGGAAGAUCGAAGCUUGGUUUGCGUUGCCGUGGAUUUCUUACUUAUUGGGUAAAUUUAAAAAUAUCAUCAUCUUCAAGAGAACAUUCUCGUCUUUUAUGGUUACAUUUGCAGGUCUCGUGUAUUAUCGCUGGCUGGAGAGUUGUUGUUUGUCUUCUUCCAAAACGAACGAUGCUAUUUUGCGCCGAUUCACCAGAGAUAUCCGAGAAUCCAAUGAAAUGCACUCCUUUCAUGGAGAAAUGGAUGGCGUCGCUGUAUCGAGUGUCUGCGAAUUCAUUGAGGCGUGGUCGACAUCAACCACUCCGCCCUACUUCAAUAUUACGCUGUAUGGUUGUUGUUAUCUUUGGCGUAUAGCGUUUAAAAAAGAAUGUCAGAGAAGAAACCUUGCUGACGAAUGCAAUGAAUUUGAAUCGGCUAUAAACAAAGCAGCUCAUAUCAAAGUGGUCUUUAUCCAAGAUGCAGAACUUUUUCGAAUGUGGCCCAUAUUUGAUAUUCCAGCACGGGAAAUGAAGAGCACCAUUUGCUAUGCCAGAUUCUAUAGGGACUUUUAG